AAUCUACUGUCAUCCUCAUCUCCAGCAUCUACCCAAUGCGACCCCCAUGCCCCAGUUUCCGGUAGCGUGGGGUAUCUGAGCCGACCGCAUCCAUUUUCCAGGGACUGACUGGGAUUGAUCCAUCAGUCAUACAUCAUUUGAAUUGAGCCUCUGAGGACUGAUCCUGGCUCGUCUGCCAUUUAAAUAAGCAUUCGUCUCCCCUGGUCCCUGUUCGGGCCCUUGUUCUAUUGAUAACCAUUGCAUCAGCAAUAAGGUGGACUCGGCACGCCGGUCGGAGCAUCUCCGCUUUUUCGGCAUUUCCCCAAUUAAGGUUUCCCUGUCCCCAUCGUACAUAUUCAGCGUCAUAUUCAUAUUCUGGACCAGGCUGGUGGUUGAGAUCACCAAAGGCACUUGACAAUGCCGUGUAACACGCAAGCCUCGGCCUCAUGCGAAGGCUGCUCCUGCGAUGCCGGUGCGAAUCGCGCGCCGGUGAACAUCGAAGAUUGCGAGGCCGAACUGCUUGCUCUGCGGAAGCGCACUCUUGAGCUGGAGAAGUCGCUGGCGUCCAUGACGACUAGCGCCGCGAAGGUGUCGAGAGCUGGCCGCAAGCUGCGGUCCUCCAGGUGGUUCAAUUGCGAGAGCAACCCCGGCAUGAUGGCGCUCUAUAUCGAGCGGUAUCUGAACUACGGCAUGACCAAGGAGGAGCUCAUGUCGGGGAAGCCGAUUAUCGGGAUCGCGCAGUCCGGCUCGGAUUUGGCGCCGUGUAAUCGCCAUCAUCUCGAGCUGGUGAAGCGGGUGCGCGAAGGCAUCAGGACAGCAGGCGGGAUUCCCUUUGAGUUCCCGACGCAUCCGAUACAGGAGAGCUCCAGGCGGCCGACUGCCGCUAUCGAUCGCAAUCUGUCGUACUUGGGCUUGGUUGAGAUUCUCCAUGGGUAUUUCCUGGAUGGUGUUGUGCUACUGACUGGCUGCGACAAGACGACGCCGGCGGCUCUAAUGGCUGCUGCUACGGUUAACAUUCCCGCAAUAUGUCUCAAUGUCGGUCCCAUGCUCAACGGUUAUAUGAAGAACGAGCUCGCCGGCUCAGGUAUGGUGGUAUGGAAAGGCAGAGAAAAGUAUGCCGCCGGCGAGAUCAGUAAAGAGGAGUUCAUCGAUUACGUGUCCCGAGGAGCACCAUCCGUAGGACACUGCAACACAAUGGGAACCGCCUCGACCAUGAACGCACUUGCCGAGGCCCUGGGGAUGGCGUUGCCCGGGUCCGCGGCCAUUCCUGCCCCAUACCGCGAACGAGGACAAUGCGCCUAUGACACAGGCUUACAGAUCGUUGAGAUGGUGCAUGCAGAUCGAAAACCCAGCGAUAUCAUGACCCGCGAGGCCUUUGAGAAUGCCAUCGUCGUGAACACCGCCAUCGGCGGCAGCACCAACGCUCCAAUCCAUAUUGGCGCCAUCGCAAAGCAUAUCGGUGUAGAUCUUUCGCUAGAUGAUUGGGAUCGACUGGGAUUCCACAUCCCUCUUUUGGUGAACAUGCAGCCAGCAGGAGAGCUACUGGGCGAAGAAUACUACCGAGCCGGCGGCUUGCCAGCCGUCAUGGCCGAGCUGCUCGACGCGGGCAAACUGCAUGCCGACAUUCUAACGUGUAAUGGCCGCACCGUGAAGGAAAACGUCCAAGGAAAGCACACGUGGGACCGCCGCAUGAUCAGAGCCUACAACGACCCGCUCAUGAAAGACGCCGGCUUCUUACACCUCAAGGGUACCUUGUUCAACUCCGCCAUCAUGAAAACAUGCGUGAUAUCCGCGGAGUUCAGGCAGAAAUUCCUCGAAAACCCGGACGAUCCGAACGCGUUCGAAGGCGCGGUAAUUGUGUUCGACGGGCCGGAGGAUUACCACCAUCGCCUUGAAGAUCCCAAUACACCAAUCGACGAUAGGACUAUCCUCAUCAUGCGUGGUGCUGGACCCCUGGGGUAUCCAGGCGCGGCAGAAGUUGUCAAUAUGCAUCCUCCCGGACGCCUUCUACGACAGGGUGUCCAUUCGCUUCCGUGUAUCGGCGAUGGCCGACAGUCUGGCACGUCUGGCUCGCCGUCGAUCCUGAAUGCCUCCCCUGAAGCGGCGGCUGGUGGCAAUCUGGCGCUUCUUCGAGACGGAGACAGACUCCGUGUCGAUCUUAACAAACGGCGCGUCGACAUCCUUGUACCCGCGGAGGAACUGGAGAAACGAAAGAAGGAGCUAGAGACCAAUGGCGGUUACGGUGUUCCCGAGAGUCAGACUCCCUGGCAGGAUCUAUUCAGGAGGGAAGCGACGCAAUUGAGUGAGGGGAUGGUCCUCCGUGAGGCAGUCAAGUAUCAGAGACUGGCCCAACGAUUCGAGGAGCCCAGACAUAAUCACUGAGCGUACAUUGAUGAUCACUGAUGAACGCGUCUUGACAUUUCAGGAAUUCCCCGUAAGACUUCACCCGACGAAUAAGAAUUAGGAAGCGAUGGGUUUUUCCUCGUCAUUUUACUUAAUUCCGCGUUUUGACCAUACCCGAAACCAUGAGUGCGGACAUUUCAUCGAGAUCCAGGUCCCAACUUUUCGCACUUAAUAGAGUAAUGCAAUUGUAGUCGUGCGCGAAUUUCUCCUUUCCGUCUUUUUUUCCUAUCGAGGAGAGACUACGCCCGAGUCGCUUACUCUCUGUGCCUCGGAAGGCUCCGCUCCUUACCACCGCCGAGCGAGAUGCUGCAUCUGUGCCGGAGGGUUUCUUUGGUCAAGUUGCCACGGUUGAUUUGCCGCCUGGCAGAAGUCGUGCCUCCCUACAAUGACGAGGAAGGGGUCAUUCCUUCAAUCCUCAUG
This is a messenger RNA of Aspergillus novofumigatus IBT 16806, 2802 nucleotides long. Its product is annotated as IlvD/Edd family dehydratase. The coding region runs from base 397 to 2361 and encodes 654 amino acids. Lineage: Eukaryota; Fungi; Ascomycota; Eurotiomycetes; Eurotiales; Aspergillaceae. Gene Ontology annotation, molecular function: hydro-lyase activity. The transcript has 3 exons. The record is from RefSeq and is a predicted model, not a curated record.